Diaporthe amygdali is the source of this 636-nucleotide messenger RNA. RefSeq lists its product as uncharacterized. The record is from RefSeq and is a predicted model, not a curated record. The transcript has a single exon. The coding region runs from base 1 to 636 and encodes 211 amino acids. Lineage: Eukaryota; Fungi; Ascomycota; Sordariomycetes; Diaporthales; Diaporthaceae.
AUGAUCGUCAAUCGUCUGGAGAUUAUGGCUACUAGUCCCAGCUCUGUACAUUCACCUAUCGCAGAACGCACUAUUCGCCUACUUCAGCUCGAAGCAGGCUCAGCCGAUGAUCCCAUCCGGAUCUCACUUGAGUCGAUAUCACUGCACUCGAACCCCACCUGUGAAGCAAUCUCAUAUUGCUGGGGUGAUGCCAAAGCCCACCGAGACAUCACCUGCCAGGGUUUUGCAAUGUCCAUCAACACCAGCCUUUGGGGCGCCCCGCGAGAAUUUCGACACAGGUUUGAAAAUCACUCACUUUCGGCCGAUUCUGUAUGUAUCAACCAGCAAGAUAAAAAGGAGAAAAUGCGUCAAGUACGUAUCAUGCCGGAAGCCUAUGCAAAAGCCAAAUUAGUGCUGGUAUGGCUCGAUCCCAUGGAUGAGGCUGGUCUGCUUUCCAAUGUCUACACAUCUAUCAAAGAGCUGCAUGAGUUCUUUCCAAGCUUUGAUGACAAGGUGAUAGUUUCACCAGAGGCACGGCAGAAUCUGGUAGCGGAGAUGGCGCUUCGAGACCGCAGAGAGAGCUGGCCAAACACGGAUGAAUAUGAUUUGGAACCACUGGUCGAGUUUAUCGGACGUCCAUGGCUCACCCGCAAAUGA